CGGUGCGCUUAUCUGUCGAUGCUUUCGUUGUUGUCAUCGCGGCCGUCGUCUUUCCCUGAUCGAGAUUUUGUCUAACGGCAGGGUGACUGGUGAGGUCUGGGGCGAUAUCCAGCUAUGGCUGCCGCUGCAGCAAUGAGCAUUCCUGCGGCUGCCGCUCUGGCUUCCGCGGCAGCCGGUGUGGUGUCGCACACGAAGCCAUCGCGUGCGUCGCUGACCAGAGCUGCCGUUCGUCGCGACAGCUGUGCGGCGGAUCCCAUCGGCUUCCUGGCGCUCUCAAGAGCCGAGCAGCAGCAGGAGUGCUUCGGCGCCGCACAACGAGCGGCUGUCGCGACACCGCUUGCGGCGCGCCUGCUAGCGCGUCGCGCAGUUGGCGGAGAUGAUCGAAAUCAGCUGACGUCGCUCGACGGCCAGGAGGAGGGAGAAGAGCAGGACCAAUGGGAGCAAGAACUGGGGAAUGGGAACGGUGGGGACCCCCACCAGACCAUCAUUACUGUAGAAACCCGCAGGUCGUUCUUGACUGCAUCCGCCUUCCUUGCAGCGGGGGGAAGCAGCCUCUUUGCUGUUCCAGACGCCCAAGCAGGCAAGCGUAAGCCUCCCCCACCCCCCCAGCCCAAGGAUGAUGACCUUCAGGGCUUGAGCGCUUACGAAGCGAAGCUGUUGGCCAAGCAGAAGCGCAAGGAAGAGAUGAAGGCUGCUCUGCAGGAGAGGUUGGAGAAAGCCAAGCUUAGGGAAGAAGCAGACGCAGCAGCUGUAAAGUCACAGAGUGCGAAGAUAGGUCGCGCUGCUCCCGCCGCGGCCCCGGUGGCAGCCGAGCCGCAAGAGGCACCUGCCCUCGAAACAACCCCCGCCGUCACUGUCGAACUCGAGCCUGUUAUUCAAUCGGAACAACUUCCUAAGGUCUAGGGAUCUGCAUCCAGCAGCUGGCUGAUGGCUAUUUAUAGAUUCUCCCUGCAUUCUGUUCCAGUCAAGCACCCUGUCUGACCUGGAGUUGUCAGAAUGUGCAUUCUUUGCAGAGCGACUGACCUCUCAUAUCCUCCAACGCGCUCUCCUUCAGCACCCGCUUUACACCCAGUGGAUGUUAGCUUGAGGGAGUAGGAGGGUUGGGAGCAUGCUUCUGAGCUAUCAAGGCAAAUUGGAUUAUUUAUUGACUCGUCGACUGGAGUAUUGUAAUCGGGUUGAUGCUCCCCGUAAAAUGAGUAAUAACUGUACAAUAAAUUAUAGAUUAUGAUUAUGAAAAGUUUUUAAAAAGUCGAUAAGAAGAACAGACAUGUACACACACUUUCUCCCACAUCCUAGUUCCGUUCCAUGUGUACGACUGUCCUGCUUCCUUCCCUUCUUUUUUUCACCAGAAGCAGUCAAGUCGUUGCCCCUGCUUCUGGUUCUUUAACAGUUAAAAAAAAAAAAAAAACUAAUAUAAAUGACAAAGCAAUGACCACACCAGCGCAAGAAUUGACAGUGCUUUUGUCU
Messenger RNA from Chara braunii, 1467 nucleotides. NCBI's taxonomy places the organism in Eukaryota, Viridiplantae, Streptophyta, Charophyceae, Charales, Characeae. The record is from the annotation of a GenBank genome assembly.